This is a messenger RNA of Cordyceps militaris CM01, 450 nucleotides long. RefSeq lists its product as uncharacterized. The transcript is spliced from 2 exons. NCBI's taxonomy places the organism in Eukaryota, Fungi, Ascomycota, Sordariomycetes, Hypocreales, Cordycipitaceae. Bases 1 to 450 code for a protein of 149 amino acids. The record is from RefSeq and is a predicted model, not a curated record.
AUGUACAGUUUUGCAUCAGUUGUUAGCAACCCGUUUUUCGAUACUACCGCCGGGCAACGGGAAGAGACGAGUCUUUUCUUAACGCAAAGCUACGUGGUCUUUUACCUUGCCUGCCUCUUUGGAGCUAUGCGCCAGUCCUGCUCUCGAGGUGCUAUAAUUAUCAAGCAAGAACAAGGUGUGCGGAAUCGAGACCAAUUUAACGCUCAUCUUGCCUCAGAUGCGGAAUUUGCAAAAACAAUGACGAUGAGGACUGGUCAGCCUCGUACCCGAUUCUGGAGUCUUCCUGGGCAAAGCCCGCCCGCACUGUCAGCAGCCAGCCACCCGGACCCCACGCUGUGGCUUGUUAGGAGCACACCCCUGUGGUUUUCUCCCCUUGCUCUGGACUCAACUCUCGGCAGCGAUCCACUGGAGCGCGCCUUUCACGAACUGCCCUCUGAGCAACUCCGUUAA